AGGAGGCCGAGUCGAGUCGUUUGCUCAAAGGAUCAAACCCAAAACACGGCUCGUAUUUUCACUUUAUCGUUUGCAAACAAGCGCCACUUUUCAAAAAUAUUUCACCUUUAAAGACAACAGAUCAGCAUGGGAAAUCAGAAGUGGUAGGGUCCAUCUGACUUAAGGUGUGGGAGCGAGGCUGCUCCCCUUCCCCCGCCCUCCUGGACGGCCCCGAAAUGACCACAGGGGAGUGUUGCCACCUCCCAGGCUCCCUGUGCGACUGCACUGGCAACGCUGCCCUGUCUAAAACUGUGGAGGAAGCAGACAACCGACGGGCCCAGUACAUCACCCAGGUCACGGCCAAGGAUGGACAUCUACUAUCAACUGUUAUCAAAGCCCUUGGCACACAGAGUGAUCGGCCAAUUUGUCGGAUCUGCCAUGAGGGUCAGGACAUAUGCAACAGCGAGGGGCUCCUCUCGCCGUGCGAUUGCACUGGCACAUUGGGCACAGUACACAAAAGCUGCCUGGAAAAGUGGCUGUCCUCCUCAAACACCAGCUACUGCGAGCUGUGCCACACAGAGUUUACCAUAGAGCGCCGGCCCCGGCCGCUCACAGAGUGGCUCAGGGACCCAGGCCCCCGGAACGAGAAGCGCACGCUGUUCUGUGAUAUGGUUUGCUUUCUGUUCAUAACGCCCCUGGCGGCCAUCUCGGGUUGGCUGUGUUUGCGGGGUGCACAGGACCAUCUGCACUUCAACAGUCGUCUUGAGGCGGUCGGCCUCAUCGCUCUGACCAUCGCACUCUUCACCAUCUACGUCCUCUGGACUCUGGUCUCAUUCCGCUACCACUGUCAGUUGUACUCUGAGUGGAGACGAACCAAUCAGAAAGUUCGCUUGCUCAUUCCCGACACCAAGGGUGCACACUCUACCCAGCAUUCCUUGCUCUCCACCAAGCUGCUGAAAAAGACAGCAGAUGAGACCAUAGUAUGAGAGGCGUGGAGUGGGGAAGAAGGGGCCCGAUCGUAGUGGUAUUAGUGUGCUACAGGUUCCUGAUGCAGCGUUGUCAGCUAGAGCCGUGGCACUUGUGGAUGCAUUAUUUUCUAUUUAAUCCUUUUUAUCUAAAUAUGUGAGCACUUAAUUUUUUUUUUCAACAGUCUCUUAUUUUUAAGCAUUUAUAAGUGUGUUGUUUUAAGAAACCUUUAUUUAUUUGGGGAUUAAACAGCAAUGCUGAGGCCCCGUACCAUUCAGUAUGCAUCGUAUUUGAAACAAUCGGAAAUCUAACUUGUGCAUAGACGAUUCCUUUGAGCACAGCAGGGAAGGAUUUUGAAUCAAGUACGGAUGGAUGCUGAAGCUUAAUACCAAACCUUCCUUUAAUUUUCAAUGUAUUGUUUUUUACUCAUCUACCUUAAUGGACUUUCUAUAUUAACCUGACAGAGAAUCGGUCCGAACUUAUUCUUGGCAAAUUUUAGCCCUUGAGGCUCAUAUUUAGUCAGGAUGUAAAUGUAUAAAUGUAUACACACUAUGUGAACAAGUAAGCUGUAAGCUUUGAUUGACAUGGGUAUUGCAGAACUACAGGGCUCUUUGCACUUGGUCACCCAUUUAGGGCCCAGGCAAUGGAUGUGGAGGCUGAUUAUUACCACAGUGAUCAACAAGCUCACCAUGCCCACUUGAAAUGAGAAAGAUAGGCAGUAUAGGAAAAGAAGAGUGCAAUAACACACUGCCCGUUUGCUCUUCUGCGUGAUACCGCUGUAAACACGCAUGUUGUUAUGCAUGCCUGUUUUUGUUUCAAAAGUCUCAUCAAAUUGGUGACUGUUCGGUGCAAAGUGUGUUUGGGGCUUUGCAUAUGGAUCAAAGGCUGCUUUUUGAGCCUGCCCUGAUCUCAUGGAAAUGAUGUGACUGUGGCAACAUUUUUGCAAAAUUAUGUGACGCGGGUCCUUACACUUAUCGCGGCAGUUCCGAAGUGAAAUGUCCACUGUGUGGCGCUAAAAGUGAGUUAAUUGUUCUCAGUUCAUGAGGUUUUUUAAAUUUGAUGGUUUUUAAAGUUAAGAAUCAACAUAACUGGCCUCUUUACCUUAAACCAAACCUAACCUAAUUUUGUGGUGCUUAUAUGCUCUUUAGGACUCGAACCCCUGUCCUUUGCAUUGUAAGUGCAAUGGUCUAUCAGUUGAGCUACCAUGCAAUUCGAUUACACUUGAGUAAGCUUCUGAAUGUAGUUGGUUAUGUAAUGCAAACUUUAAAAAUGUUUACUUUAGUGCAUGACUUAUAAGAUUUAAAGCAUUUUGUGAGGAACAGGGUGAAAAGUAUGUGUUUAUGAACUGAUAAUGUGCUGUUUUACUCAUGAUUUGUGUGAAAGUGGUUGUUGUAGCGCCACUAGUGUUCAUUUGCCCAGGAAACUUUUGUGAUCUGUACAACGAACCAAAUAAAUCACAAUGCAAAAAUGUAGGUAUAGUAUCGUGAUUCUGUGUGACCAGUUUGCAUUUGUCCAAACAUUGCAAAACAGCAUGCAAUGGUCCUGAAUUUGUAGCACUUUGACAACGUAGCAUAGAUGUGAGCUGAUCAAUAGUAGAUACGUGUAAGCUAAUGGGAUCCAAAUAUGUGGCAACAUUGUAUGUUGUGUUGAGUUGUAGUAAGUGCAGAUGCAAGCAGACCUCUACAAGUUCAUUGUUCUGAAUCACUUUCAAAUGGCUCUAAAAUCAUGAUUUUUUUUUUGUUUGUUUUUGGUUUAUCAGCAAGUGUGUGAAGCUGAAUGUGUUUGUGUGUUUACAGUAUGCAUUUUGUAAGCUCUAUUUUUGUGUGCAGUUUAGUUAGUUUCAGCAAUAUCAAAUGGCAGAGAUUGAGGGGUUUUGUAGCAGUUUACCUUGUGGAUGAUUUCAUGCAGCUUAAUGAGAGGUCAAGCCGCUGAGGAAGAAGUCAUUGUGUGAAGCUUAACUUCAAUUCCAGACCAGUUAUGAACCAUUUACUCAUCCAUUAAUUACACUUCAAGAAAAGGCAUCUUUUAGCUGUGUGUCAGUUUGGUGCAAGAACAAUGUGCAAAACACCACCAACCGUCAGAGCUUUUCAUUCCCUCUGGAGAAAGUACUAUCUGAAAGCAACUCAUAAGUGAAUCGUUUACCCAAAAAUGAAAGUUUUGUCUUUUAGUCGCCCUCUAAUAUCGUUCCAAAUCCAUAUGAGUUGCUUUGUCUGUGGAACACAAAAUAAGGUAUUUUUAAGAAUCUCCGAGUUGCAUUUUCAUACAGUGAUUGAGAAUGGGGAUUGAUGCUUUCAAGCUCCAAAAAUUACUAAAAAGGACCAUUUAAUGUAGGCCAUACAAUUUAUUCUAUUUUGUUGUUUUUCCCUGCUAUUUACUGAAAACUUUGGGCAUUGCCAUAGCUCUCAAAUCUCAUUCACGGUCUUAGGCCACAUCAAAAGUCACUAAUUUGUUUAUUUUGACAACUCGUUUUUUUAGUUUCCUAACAUUUUCAAAUUGUGUGUUAAUGGAAAGAGUUUUCGAAACGCUCCGUUUUCAGUGCAGUAAAACGACAUUCUAGUAUGGAUGAAAGGUUUAUAUGUAGCAAAAUUAAUGUAUUUUUAAACAAAAACAUAUUAGUGUGGAUGCUUUCUUAGGACACGUCCACACUAAUUAGUUUUUGUAAGAAAACCCAGUUUAGAGUUUUCUAACAUUAUCCACACCCUCACCUCCACAUAGAUUAGUGUUUUAGUAAUGUCUUUCUCUAAAAAUUGUAAUCCGAUUACUUUAUUAAAAGUAAUAACAUUACUUUUAUGUUACUUCUAAAACACUUCAAGCGUUUUUCGCUCGACAAAUUCAAACUGACUAUAUUUCCUCACUCAAAUGCAAACAAACAUAUACAAUGUAUAUGAAUUGAAAGUUAGUAACUGUAAUGUGAUUACAAGAAUUUAAAAUGUUAAGUUUUUGACUAAAAAGGUAGAUUACAGUAACAAUUUUGUAAUCAGAUUACAACCAACACUUAAAACAAUAUAUUUCAGUCUAUUACAGUGCAUGGGUGGUAUGGACUUUAGUAUUUUUAUGGUGUGUUUUAGUACUUUUUGGAAUUUACAGUAGCUGCCCUUGGUCACUCUAUGCUGUCAUUGUAUGGAAAAAGCUGUUCGGAAAAUAUCUUAUUUUGUUUUUAAUGGAAGAAACAAUAUAAGGGUGAUUUAAAUUAUCACAGAUUAACAAUUUUGGGGUGAAUUAUAAAUUUAAAGUUGCUUUCACACCUAGAGCAAUGUGAAAUCUCUGGGCAUGGCUCUUUGGUAUAUGCAGUGUCGUAGAAAUGUCACAUUCGCUUCUCCUAACGUGGACAUUUUAGUGCAUUUUCUAUGCAUUUAAUGUGGAAAAUCUUAGUGCCGAAUGACUAAAAGCAUGUUGUUCACUCAAGGUCUGAACUUCUGGCCAUAAUACUAAAGAUGAUCUCAAUAAAAUUAGCUUCUCAAGAUAUUUAGGUCCAGACCCAUAUAUCUUUAAUUGUAAAUUCUGAGUUUCCAUUGUAAAUGUGAAGAUAAACUGAUGUCUUUGUUUUUUUAAGUGUUGUGUGCUGUAGGUCCAGGUUUUUUUUUUUUUUUUUUUUGUAUUGCAAACAGGCCCAUGAAUGUCUGGAUUAUUUGCUGACAAUUUUUUUAAUGGACACCGCUUUAGGUAUGCAUAGUCCAUUCAGUAGAUCUGUUAAAGGAAUAGUUUACCCCCCAAAACUGUUAUUUCAUGCCUGACAUCUCUUUUUGUGUUCCACGGAAAGAUGUCAUGUGGAUAUGGAAGUAAAUGAUGACAGAAGUUACAUUUUUGGGUGAACGAUCCCUUGAAGUGCUGUGCUGACAAAGAUCAGUGCCACAAACAAGUGAGAUUGAAAUGACAAAAAGGUGCUUCAAACAUGCAAAAGUUUCCCCAUGAAAAGCAUCAACCGCCUGUCUCACAUCAGCUAAUUUCGCUUUGAGAAUGAGAGAUUUGUCACUAGAGGGAAAAAAACUUUAAUGCAAAAUCAAAAGAUGUUUGUUUUCCUCUCUAAAUGGAUUCUCUUCAAGGACAAUAUUGUUUUGUAAGGGGGUGGGGAUUUUGCAAUAGAUAUACAAAAUACGAUGGCAUUACUUGUGAUAUGUAUACUUGGUGGGGGGUACCUUCAUCUCCAUCAUCGUUGUCUGUUCCAUUACUCGGGUGUAUUAGAGAGAAAGUUGCUCUUUUAUGCUGAUCCGUACCACCAUUUGAAAAAUGGAUACUAACCAGGUGUCGCUGCUACUUGGAGGAAUGCUGUCUCAUUGUUGUGCUUCCACCUCAAAUUUUAUUUGUAUUUUUUUCGGGGGGCAUUUCCUGGUUAUUUUGCAAAGUAGAGUAAUAAAUCGAGAGUGCAAUUUCAGAAAUAUUACAAUGCAAUUCUUCCUAUAACCUUAACAAUACAUGUAUUAUAUAAAUGUAGAUGUCAUAUAGGAGGAAAGGACUAUGGUUUUUGGUCAACUUGCAGUGGAUGCAAAUGAGCUGGCGACAGUAUGCAAGCUCAAAGCAGCUCAAACGAUGUUUUAAUAGAACUGAUCCCAACUGUUUCUCAAAUUAAUGCUUUCUUUUAUUUUUUUUUAACUACAGUGGCACUUUCACAUAUUUAUGUUGAAGUACUUGCAGUUUCCAUAAACAUUUUUAGGGGAUUUUAACUUGUUGCAGUUCAUAUUUCAAAGAUGUCUUUUUGUCUGGAACUUUAUUGAAAACUUGUACACAGUUUGUUGAUGCUGUUUAAUUAUCUCAAAGUUUACUGGUGUGUUUUUAAUGUAUUCAUUCUGUAUGUAUAAUUUUGCUACUUUUGUUUUCAUGAAUCCAUCGAACACAAGGACUUUUAUCACUCAAAGACUUUUGAGAUACUACAAUGUUUAUGUUGUGCAGUGGCUAAGAGAAAGAUGUUAGUUAUGUCUUCACCAAAAUAUGUUGGUGCUUGAAAUCAGCCAAGAAAUGUGUGCAAAGCAAAUUAAAAACUAUGCUCUGGAUCUGCUAACUGUUCUGUUCUUUCAACAUUAGUUUUAAUUAAAUGGCACUUUUUUUUUUUUUUUUUUUUUUGUAAUACAAGUAAUGAGCUAUAGUUUUGUAUUUUACAAUUAUAUUGAACAUUUCUAUAAAUCCCUUAGUUUGACAAAAUUAUACAACCCAAUUCAAAAACUGUUGUGAUAGUAUGAAAAUUUCCAAUAAAAACAAAGUGAUUUGUGAAUUAUAUUCACCCUUCGCUAAAUUGAAAAUACUACAACUAAACAUUAUAUGAUGUUUUACAUUGUGAAUUUUAUUAAUGUACAAUAAUUUCAAAUCAAAUGACCACAACACGCUCCAAAAAAAGGUGAAACGGGGCUAAUUUAAGACUAAUAACAAUUUGACGAGUUCAACUAUUAAGGCAAUGUGAAACAGGAGAUAUUAAACAGGUGAGGCAAUCAUAUCAUAGUUUUUUGGUCGAAUGAGUCCACAUUUCAAAAAGUUUUUGAAAAAACAGCCAUGUUAUCCGGGCAAAAGAGGAAAAGGGCCAUCCAAGCGGUUAUUUCCUUCAGGUCCAAAAGUCAGUGUCUGUAUGGGCAGCGGAGUGUCAGUGCCCUUUGGCAUGGGUAACUCGCACAUCUGUGAGGGCACCAUUAAUGGAGACCGAUACAUACAAAUUUUGGAGCAGCAUAUACUGCCAUCCAUUAUAGUCUUUUUUUAGGGACCAGUACUUUAGUUUAAUUGUUAUGCUAUCUAUAAGUUUGAUUUAUUGUCAUGACAUUUGACAAAAGCAGCAUAAACAAGUAUCACAACAAUAGUGCAAAUUGAGUAAACGUAGCAUUAGUCUGUAUUAAACCAAUAGUCCGCAUUGGGCAGAUUGAUCUUGAAGUAUCGAUAUUGUCGAAACUGAUAAUUUGUAGAAUAAAGCAAGUCUGAAAUAACUAUAGAGUCUUCAUCUCUGGGAAUUGUACAUUGAUUAAAACUUCUUUUUCAAAAAUACUAUUCUACAAUUUGCAACUCUUAUUAA
Molecule: messenger RNA, 6934 nt
Organism: Xyrauchen texanus (razorback sucker)
Lineage: Eukaryota; Metazoa; Chordata; Actinopteri; Cypriniformes; Catostomidae
Product: E3 ubiquitin-protein ligase MARCHF2
Exons: 5
Coding region: 216-965 (249 amino acids)
Biological process (GO): protein ubiquitination
Molecular function (GO): zinc ion binding; ubiquitin-protein transferase activity
Source: RefSeq, a predicted model, not a curated record